This is a messenger RNA of Portunus trituberculatus (swimming crab), 627 nucleotides long. Its product is annotated as metallothionein-1B. NCBI's taxonomy places the organism in Eukaryota, Metazoa, Arthropoda, Malacostraca, Decapoda, Portunidae. Bases 130 to 309 code for a protein of 59 amino acids. Gene Ontology annotation, molecular function: metal ion binding. The record is from RefSeq and is a predicted model, not a curated record. The transcript is spliced from 3 exons.
CAGUGCGCAGCGCGCCCACACCGCCGGGCGCCAAUACAUAAAUGCCCGUAGUUCCGCGACUCGUCAGGCAGUCAUCCAGCAGAGCUUACUGAGAGCAACCACCACUCCACUCCACUCAACACCAUCACCAUGCCAGGCCCUUGCUGCAACGACAAGUGUGUGUGCCAGGAGGGAGGAUGCAAGGCGGGGUGCCAGUGCACCGCCUGCCGCUGCUCUCCCUGCACCAAGUGCUCGUCCGGGUGCAAGUGUGCCAACAAGGAGGAAUGCAGCAAGACCUGCACUAAGCCUUGCUCCUGCUGUCCAAAAUAGACCGACCUAUAUCACCGACCAUCGCCCAUCAUUCCCCGCCGUCACGCCCACACGCAUCCUUGGUCUUUGAGCCACACACUGCUACCCUUCAAGACCUCUACCCUGGCCAGUCAUCACUAAAUCAAACAUCCACCAUGUUCCCAAGAUCCACGUGGGGAAAGGAGCGGGUUGGAUGCGGGUGGAUGGUGAAGACGUGAUUCAUCAUUCAUAAUUACUCACCAUUUGUGUCGUAUGAUUCGUUGUCCACUUCAUAUUUUCUUAUCAUUGUAUCUUUAAUAUUUGUAUGUUUGGGAUGCAUUAAAAAUCACAUGUGAUCAA